This is a messenger RNA of Lymnaea stagnalis (great pond snail), 17077 nucleotides long. NCBI's taxonomy places the organism in Eukaryota, Metazoa, Mollusca, Gastropoda, Lymnaeidae. The record is from the annotation of a GenBank genome assembly.
UUGUACUUUAUCCUCAGUAAAGGAAGUUAGUGUAAACAAAAGUGAAGUCUACGAUACACGACUACACGACUACGCUACUCUUUUUCUUACCGUUUACACAGUCAUUAGUGGAUUGGUUGUGUUACACAAGUGAAGGUGUGGCCCAUACAUAUUACAACUGUGACUCUGUUAUAUUUAUUCUCUAUAUUUUUUAAGAUCAUAUUUCAAGCAAUUCUUUGGAUGUUUAUGAACAAUAAUACAUAAUAAUAAUGUAUCAAACUAAUUUGAUCUAUUUGAGCGUGUGUCUGUCGACCCUUUUCGCUUUAAGUGUAAGUCAAACGUAUUCUCGUGAUGAUCCUUCAAACAAUGCGCUACCACCAGACUCGAGAAAAACUGUGAUUGAUUCAAUAUCAAAUUCAAGCCUACUUAAGACCGAGAUCAAUGGACUUAACUUUAAUAAAGAUAUAAAUAUGAACCCAUCGCCAUCGCAAUCUUCGGAUCACCCAGCAUUACCAGACAUAAAUUUCAUAAAUAGUUUAUUUUCUGAUAUUGACGAAGGGGAAGUAAAAGAAAACAGCCCUGCAGGUAAAAUUAAAACUAAGCAAAUUAACUUAACAAGUAGGGAGCCCCCAGCUCCCACCCCACCUAUGCCUAUAUUGCCUGAUAUUGAUAACUUGUUUGUUGAAGAAGACAAACCAGUCCCAGCAUCUCUUUCUUCUGAUGAAGCAACUGAGAACAACAAAGGCCAUACUACCACUUCACCUGCUGGGGGCCUUGAUCUAUCAGAUAUUGAUAUUGAUAGUAUUAUUGGAGAAAAUGAUGACACUGACAGUAUCCCUACUUCUCUUAGACCUAAGCCUACUCCAAGAGACAGUAUUAUCACUGAAGCAGUCACUGAUAAUAAACCAAAGCAAAAUCAACCAUCUACAGUAUUUCCAGAUUUAAAUAGCAUUUUAAAAGGCAAUGAUUUCUCCAUUAGGGAUGGCGAAAAUGAUAAUGCUGAUAGUGAUAAAGAAAAUGGAGCUGUAUAUACGGAGACAGGUAACUUUUCUUAUUGUUUUUGUUUGUUUUCUAGUUUAAUUCAGUUAUUGUAAAAAAUGUUUUUCAAGUUUAAUACUGAGAAAACAAAUAGACUUGUGCUUUGUAAAGUGUGUCAGAAGUACUAGUAAAAAAGUAUAGACUAGUGCCAUGAAUAAAUACUGAUAUCACAUAAAUCAGGGUUCUCAAACUCAAAUCAUCCGGGGGCCGCAGGAUGUAGAGUAUGAGUGAGACUGGGCCGCAUGAAGUAAAGAAAAAAUCGAUUACAAAUUCAAUAAAGUACAACUGGUACAAUCUGCACAACCUUGAUUAAGUUGAUUUAUAAAAAAAUAAAAACAUUAAGCCUUAAAUUAAGGGUUCUUAAGAACUAGGCUUCACUUUCUUUCUCCUACUCCUUGUUGCAAUAGACGUGGCAGCACUUCAUCUUACACAGCUGAGCAACAUUUGGCAUGAGUGAGGAAGCAACUGAGACCCUCAGUAUAGCUUGAAGAUGCUCAUCAGUAAGUUUGGCCUGAAUUUUGACUUGUUCAAUCACAUGGUGGAAAAGAGCUUUUCACACAGGUACUCCCAAAAAGGCACAUGAUCCGCUUGAGCAACCUGGACAUCUCAAGGAAGGUCGAUGGCACUACUCUUAUAAAUUAUCCGUGCUUGUUUGUUUCUACAUUCACUCCCUGAAUUUAGAAUUGUACUGAAGAUCAAUCAGCUCCAUUUGAAGCUCAAGUGGGGGGUGGGGGCACAUCUUCCACUUUAAAAGAGAAAGGAUCAGCAGAAAGUUGAAAAGUUGCUCUUUGUGUUGUGAAGUCUAAAAACCUGUGAUCAAGUUCUUCCUGUAGCUUUGCAAUGGCAUCAGUAUACUUACUACUGAAUGGUGUGCCAGAGUCCAUGGUCACUUUUCAUGUUGGGAAAUGGCAGGGGUUUCUCUCAGAACCAUAACAUAAGUUUUGUGCAUAAUGCCCUGACAUUGUCAUAGGCAACACUGACAAGCUGCCCCUGGUCCUGUAACUUCUUGUAGAGUACAUUCAGUUCCUGUGUAAUGUCAACAAGAAAAAUCAAGUCCAGGAGCCAUUUGUGAUCACUUAGUUCAGGGAAACACCCCCCACCCCCGUAAAUCCUUCUUCACGAAGGCUUAAAAUGCAAAAAUGUGUUCAGACAGAACAGUAGGCAGGAGUAGGCAAUAUUUAUGAAUUUUUGAAGCAAAGGAAGAUGCUAUUGUAGGGAGGAUGAAUUUUGAUUCUUUUUAUUGUAGAAAAGGACUUUUUGACUAACCCUAUUUUGAAAUGAAACCAAGCUCACAUGCUUGAAAUUUUCCCUAACUCGUUAACAGUAGGGGCAAUCUUAAUAGGGAAUCUUUGAUACUGUGUCAGAUUGCUACGAUUUACACACUUAUGUUUGUGCAUUAACAACUAACGGAAAUGUUAAACUUUUAUCAAAACCGCACUUUGGCCAUGUUCGUCUCAUAUAAUGAUACAAAAUAAAAACUUUUAGCCCCGGUUUUAAAACGGUUUUUACCAUUUUAAUCAACGUCCAAAUCUAUGCAAACAUAAUAAAAAUUAGAAUUAGUCUAGUCGGUGAGAUUAGACUGAAACCGUCGCGGAGGGUCACAUUAUAGAUAUGAGAAUAGGGAAAACUCACGGGCAGCAUUACACUAAACUUUGCUGUCAAUUGGCGGGUCGCAAAAUAUAGUCUUGUGGGCCGCAAAUGGCCUGCGGGCCGCGAGUUUGAGACCCCUGACAUAAAUUUAAAAAAACAAUAGUAAAGUUGGUAAUGAUGAAGUUUAAAAAGCUUGCACAUUCCUAAAUUGGUACAAAUUUGAUAAAAUCCAAUAAAAAUAAUAUUUUCUAUAUUAAAACAAUCUAGAGAGCAUACUUUGUUAGUGGAUUUCUAAAUUAUCAGUAAAAAAAAAGCCAAUUAAAGGUGAAUUGGCUUAUUAGCUAAUAAGGCUAUAAACAUACACUAUAUUUUACCUAUAUUUCCGAGAAUAUAAACAAGGGAGGUUUUAUACAAUUACAUUAUAAAUAAAUUUUGGGGGGGAAAUAUUACAAUAAACUUCUGAUAAUGCAAUUACAUUAUUUGGUCAAAGAAAGUGAAAUAACAGCAUAUGACCUUUCUGUCAGAAUUGCGCCGGUAUUGUUUUGGUGUUAUGUUUGUUGAUUAUUUUAGGUGUACACCUGCAUUAUGUGUGUGUCACACUCUUGUUGCAUGUAUGCUUGCAUUUUAAUUAAUUCUUCCUCUCAAAUAGCUGUAACUACAGCUAAUAAAAUAAAACAGCCAGAGCCCAUGAAGAAAAUGGAAAGUGACGAAGCUGAUGGGGAUAGUCCUAACGUUCAAAAUGAUAUAAAUCAAGGGGAAAGUGAUUAUCUUACUGAUAAAGAUGAUGAAAACUUGAAUGAUAGGGAUGAGAAACUUGUUAUUCCAAAUGGGAAUGAGAAAGAUCAGGAUAAUGACAGUGAUGAGAAUUUUCCUAUUCCUCAUGAAAAUGAGAAAGAUCAGGAUGAUGAAAGUGACAAGAAUCCUAGUAUCUCAAAAGAGAAUGAUGAGAGGGAUGAAAAAGAUCAGGGUGAUGAUAGUAAUGAGAAUCCUAUUAUUCCAAAUGAGAAGGAUCAGGAUGAUGAAAGUGACAAGAAUUCUAUAAUUCAAAAUUUAAAAGAUGAGAAAGAUCAGGGUGAUGAUAGAGAUGAGAAUCCUAUUAUUCCAAAUAAGAAAGAUGAGGAUAAUAAUGAGAAUCCUAUUAUUCCAAAUAAGAAAGAUGAGGAUAAUGAUAGUGAUGAGAAUUCUAUUAUUCCAAAUGAGAAGGAUCAGAAUGAUGAAAGUGACAAGAAUCCUAUCAUCCCAAAUGAGGAGGAUGAGAAAGAUCAGGAUGAUGAUAGGGAGGAGAAUCCUAUUAUUCCAAAUGAAAAAAAUGAGGAUGAUAAAAGUGACAAGAAUUCCAUUAUUCCAAAUGAGAAAGAUGAGGAUGAUGAUAGUGAUGAGAAGUCAAUUGCUCCAAAUAAAAAGGAUGGGAAAGAUCAGGGUGAAAACAUUGACAAGAAUCCUAUUAUUCCAAACGAGAAAGAUCAGGGGGAUGAGAAUCCUAUUAUUCCAAAUGAGAAGGAUGAGGAUGAUGAAAGUGAUAAGAAGACUAUUAUUCCAAAUGAAAAGGAUGGGAAUGAUGAUCAGGAUGAUGAAAAUUCUGAAGAGCAAAAUGAAAGUGAUGAAGAAGAUUUAUUUGGAAAAGCUGAGAUAGUGACAGAAAAACAAGAUCAACUUAAUAGACAAAAGAACACUUACCAGAGCAGUGAGAAAUCAAGAAUAGAGGGAAGGAAUGAUGAUAUUCCGGACUUGAACGAGGACAGUGAAAGAUCAUCUCACGAAAAAACAGAUUCUGGCAGGAUUAACAGGGAGCCUGAAAAAGUCAAGUCUGUAACUGAUGGUGAGUUGUGGGGGCUCACUGAUCAGAGUCAGACAGAGCAGUAGCUCUGUAGCUCUCCUUUAUUGUUUACAUUUGGAAAACUAUGCUUGCAUUAACUUAUUAACUCCUGGGGCUAUAACUAUGGCAAAUACUACUCGACUCUACUUUUUAUCAUCAGAUCUCUGUUUAACCAUUACUCUUCUAAGCAUAUUUUCACUUUGCUUACUCACUGUUGUGGCUUUGCUUGCAUUCAUUCGUCUACUUAAAAAAAUGUAUUUACUAAUACUUAAAAGGUAGCAAAUUUUUUUACUUCUUAAUCACAUUUAUGUUAGUGACCACAGAGUGAAAUUAUUGCACAUAGUUUUCUUGGAGUGAGUGCUUAAUUUUGUACAGGUUUCCAUAUGUGCAGGUAGAAUUGUACAUUUAAAUAACUUAUAGGCUGAAGUUCUUGCAGCUUAUAUUUUUUUACUGACUGCCUUCUUCAAACCACUACAAAAUUCAACAUUAAUUAAUGAAUUAACUAUUUUUAACCUAAAAAAAAGCAUAUGCUUGAUUGUUUUUAUAUUAACUUCAUAUGAGUGAUAUAAUAAUAUAUAUACACACACACACAAGCACAUAUAUAUAUAUAUAUAUAUAUAUAUACAUACAUAUUUGGUUUUGGAAUAUCACAUGCAAAACGCAUGUACCUGCAGAUCAAACAAAAUUUACACAUCUUUAUAUUUAUUCAUAUAGUAAAUACCUAAAUAUAUUAAUUAAAUUUUUUAAUUGAAAGCAUCUAAUAUUUAAAAAAAAAUGUUUGAAUUUCAAUUAAUUGUUUCCAGUUAGCAAAAGUUUAGCCUUAUGUAGAGAAUAAAUCCCAAGAUUUAAUCUUGAGAAAGUUGCUUGCCAACCAGGGCUGGAUUAAGCUACACGGGGCCUGUAGCAUAUGUUGAAAAAGGGACCCUAUAUUAGAAAAAUUAUAUUCAUGUUGUUAUUAAUUUGAUUCAUUACACGAAAUGACAAGGCGCUGAAGAUGGCAUCACAAGAUCAUUGGUUUCACUCUGGCAUUAGAGAUGACAAAAAAUUAUGUUGAUAUUUAUUGGCGAGGAGCUCAUUAGCAUAUGCUACUAUUCCUACUAUGUUAAUCCGGCUCUGGGGCCUACUUUCACAUAAUUGAUUGUAAAUAAAGUAUUUUCCAGUGUAUAAGACGACUGGGCGUAUAAGAUGCCCCCCUACUUUUCCUGUAAAAUAUAGGGUUUUGUCUAUACUUACCGUAUAUGACUUCCUCUUCCAACACACACCAAAUAAAAAUUUAAAAAACAUCAGAAAGGAAGGAUAAGACAAUAAACCCAUGGGAGCUGCCAUGCUGUUUGUUUUUUAAACUGUCAACCAAACUGGAACUAGAGGGCUCAUGUCCCUGAAGUUUCAGCACGCAGUAUACUAGCUUAUAAGAAGACCCCAGGCAUAUAAAACGACCCCCGACUUUUGAAAAGAUUUUCAUGGGUUAAAAAGCCGUCUUAUACGCUUUUUUUUUUUUUUGAAAUAGGAUUGUGCAACAUUUUAUUGUCCGUUUGUUAUGUAUUUUUACUUUUUAUUGCGAAUAUAUUUGUUACUAACUAAAAUUAAUAUUCAUUUUAAUUAAUUUCCUCUGCCUUUAAAUUAAAUAGGAUAUGAGAGACUGUCAUUUAUUUUUCACAAUUUAUUGAUCAUGAUACGUGAGUUAGUGAUAACAUAGCAGUAAACUUCUUUCAAAGUUAUCAUUGUCCCUGUAUUGAGUAUUUCGAAACAGCUGGUGAAACCUGUAUUGAUUUUUAGACUUAUUAAAUUUGUCCUACAUUACAGGAAGUACUUGAAAGUCACAUAAGGUGUGGCUAUAAAAUGUUCUCUCAAUCACCAAGUCAUUGGUUACCUGUGCAAUAAUCCCUUAUAAAUCUUUAAAAAUACAUUAUAUUAUUUAAUUCUAAAUAAAUACUUACACAUUUUCUUGAUAGUUACAUUUAUAUAUAUUUCAUUAAAAUUUAUUCUUAAUGAGUGAGUUAUUGAAUUUCUUCAUGAAAUUAAUUGUAUAAUGUUACUACAUCAAUAGUUGUAAUAAUUGUCUGGUUAAAUAUGCACAAUCUUUUCAUAAAUUAUAUUACAAAAGGAGAAAGGAGGUUCUUAUUGUUUAAAUAAUUACAUUGUUUUUAUCUUCAGUGUUAAACUUUGAAGUAAUCUAUACAUAGAUUUGAACAAUUAUGUUGUGAAAUAAAUUGUUUGAGGAAAUGUUGAUGAAAUCAUUGAAAAACAAAUUUUGGAUUGUUCUUUUUUUAGUUGACAUGGAGAAUCCUGAUGAUGAAGAUAAUGAAAUCUACAAUGAUCCAGAUGAUGGUAAUUUUUUAUUAGCUUAAUCUUGUUAUAUAGAGGUUGGUCACAUAUAUAUAACUGACAACACUGCAGCAGGUCAGAGAAAAUAGCCCUGAAUUGAAAUCAAGGACCAGAGCUCUUGGUGGCUCACAUUUCCUUGAUCCCAGUCCCCAGAGAAGACACAUUGUUUGUACUUUGGGAGCAUUCAGGAAGGCCUUGACAGGACCAGUAAAUAAGACCCUACUUGUAAUCUCUUUCUGCAAGCUUCGGGUGAAAUGUAAAUUAGUAAUGCUGCAUUGAUGUUUGUCUGAUACCAGGGGAUAAAUAAGUAGUAAAUACCAAUGUUUGUCUGAUACUAUGCGAUAAAUAAGUAUUUUAAUGAAAAUUAUUGCUCUAUUCCAGAGACAUGUUACUUUAAUAAGCAACAUCUGUUAACUGUUGCUAUUUGUAAAGAUAAGUUUUUCACUGUUGAAAAGUAUCAGCAGAUGAUGUCAGUGAACAAAAUGCAUAGUUGAAUAGAUCGUGUGCUGUGUCUUUGAGAAGCCAAAAUUUGUUUACAGGCACUGGUGUCUAGGCUUCGGUCAUGCAUUGGUGCUUCUAAGUUUGCAGUUCAUAAAGCUGUGCAAAUGAUUUGGAUCAGUGACUUUUUAUAAUACUGUUGAUUCCAUAUCAGCUGAAGGAACAUUUUUAGCUUCACCAGCUGUGUUAAUGUAUAAAAUCUACCAGCUGUAUUAACAUCUAAAAUCUACCGGCUGUAUUAACAUCUAAAAUCUCCCAGCUGUGUUAACAUCUAAAAUCUCCCAGCUGUGUUAACAUCUAAAAUCUCCCAGCUGUGUUAACAUCUAAAAUCUCCCAGCUGUGUUAACAUCUAAAAUCUACCAGCUGUGUUAACAUCUAAAAUCUACCAGCUGUGUAAACAUCUAAAAUCUACCAGCUGUGUUAAGAUCUAAAAUCUACCAGCUGUGUUAAGAUCUAAAAUCUACCAGCUGUGUUAAGAUCUAAAAUCUACCAGCUAUGUUUACAACUAAGAUAAGAUAAGAUUCUUUAUUGAUGCAAAUAAAUGGAAAUGUAUUUUGAUUACAUUGUACAUAUUCAUUUUCAGCACUUAAAAAAAUACCUAUUUAGACCAAUGUAACAUUUUAAAAUUGUAACAGUUUAAACACAAGACAUCUAAAGUAUUUCUUUACCAUAGAAAAUCAGCCAUAAAAGAACCCCAUUAGUGAUCAUUUAGAUUUGGUAAUCGCUGGGGGAAUACACUGGUCAAAUUUGUACGGGCUGGGGGGAAAAAAAUGAAUUUUGUUCAUCUUUCUGUCCUAACUUUAAGAGAAAGAAUUGGCCCUUAUCGACCUGAUCUUAGAUAUCUGUGGUGAAGUGGGUGGGUUGUAUUAUCCAAAAUUUUUAAAUUAGCAUUUUUCUUCAAAUAGUUCAUGAAGUGAAGGAUGUUUAAUUUGUGUGGUAUUACUAGCUUUCUUCAUUAGUCUAUUUAAUUGGAGUUUGAUGUCAGACGAUGAAUUCUUACACCAGCUGGUAAUACUGAAGUUCAGCAGGCUUCAAAUUGUUGCACUUUAGAAUAAGUUAAUUGCUUGUUUGUUUAUGCCAAAAUUGUACAAUUUUAAAAAUCUACCAGCUGUGUUAAAAUCUAAGAUCUACCAGCUACGUUAACAUCUAAGAUCUACCAGCUACUGUAAAAAUCUAAGAUCUACCAGCUACGUUAACAUUUAAAAUCUACCAGCUACGUUACAAUCUAAAAUGUACCAGCGGUGUUAACAUUUAAAUUACUUGACAUAGCCUGCCAAACAUUGGUGACAGCAAUGCGUAAACUUCCAAUCUACUUAAAUUACUUGACAAAACAUUAACUCAAGUAAGCACAAUUAAGAAUCCAAAUUUUACACCCCUUCCCCCCAUGAUAUGUCACUGAACUCUUUUUAUUUCAGGCCCAUGAACUAUAUUAAAUAUUCUGAUGUACCAAACACUUUUAAACCAAAUAUUUUUUACACCAUACUUAAAUUGUGACGAUUUCAUUUUCCGAAAAGAAAAUAUUACGCUCCAAACGCAGUUGCGUUAUUAACAAAAUAUAUAUCAUGUAGUUAUCAGGAAUUAUAUUUUGUACAGUAAACUCAUUGUUAAACCAUACUUUCUUUCAAACAAAUAAAAUUAUUUGUAAUAUACUCUCAAUACCAAAUACUCUGAAUCCAUAGGAAGCAGUAAAAAAUGGAAGCAGUCCAUAGGUCACACCAGAAGCGUAAUAUAUAAAAGAGAUUCUGCCUGCUGUGUUAACACUUAAAUAACAUCAGCAGCAUAAAAACUUAAAUAAUACCAGCUUUGUAAAAUAUAUUUUAACUAAACCAGCUUUGUCAAGAUGUAAGGUGACAGAAAGGUUUCAUAUAUAUAUAUGUAUAUAUAUAUAAAUGUAUGUGUUUGUGUAUAUAUAUGUAUGAAUAUCCAUUUAUUAAUGAACAUGAUCUUACACUUAUUACUGUUCAUGAUCUUCCAUUUCAUUAGUUGUUGCUAAGAACGAACAUGAACAUCUCAACGAAGAUAUUGAUGAUACCAAGACUUUCAUCCCCACAAGAAUAGAUGAGCCUGAUGGUGAUGACAAUGAUGAUGAAAAUAAUCAAGAAAAAGAAGUUACCCCCGAAGCUGAUAGUGAUGAGGAUGAAGAUUAUGAAUUGUCUAAGUGGUCUAAACAAAAACAAGAGGGAAAUGGUAAGUUAAAACCAGAUUUGUUUUAUUACAUAAGAUGUUCUCCGUUAAAUCAUGUUGAAAUGUUUGCCCACUAUAUCACGAGGAAAGCUUUUAAAUUUAGUAAAUCGUAAUACCAAUGAUAAACAAGUUCUAACCCAGGUCUUUGGAUUGGAUCCAUCCAUCCAUCCAUCCCUGUGGCGCUAAAGUCCAUAUAGGGCUUUGACUUGCCUCAACACUUACUUCCACAAAGACCUAACUGAUCAUUUUCUUUUCCAUGCCGUUUUCCUCUGGGGGUUCGGUGGUUCACACUCUUUUCAUUCUUCUGUCAUUAGGCAUUUUUUCAAAGUGUGCCGCUCAGUGCAGCCUGUCCUUUUUUUAUUUCUGCUAUUAGCGUGGGAUCCUGAUAUAGUCCAUACAGUUCCUUGUUGUUUUGUACUCUCCGACCAUAUUGAUAUAUUGUUAGUCCAUAUAUUUUCUGGAGAACUUUUCUCUCCCAUAUGUUAAAUAUGUAUUUCUACCGUCAUUUAAUGGUCCAAGUUUCACUUGCAUAUUUUACUACUGGUCUGGUUAUAGUUUAUGUAUAGUUUUCCUUAGAUUACUUAGACACUAACAAUUUGUGUCAACCUAACAAUAUAUGUUAAGCUUUAAUAAUACACAAGUAAACAUUUCGGCACAUGCCUUUAUCAGUAUAACAACAAAACAUUUAAAUAAGCAUAAAUAAAAUUUACAUAAUAUAUAAUAUAUAUAUAUAUAUAUACAUAUAUCCUACCUAAAAAAAGAGAAAAAAGGGAGUGGGCGCACAAACCAGACAGAGACAAAGUCAAGAAGAAUGGAAACGAAGUGAUUUGAAACAAAAUGUAAAAAACCAAACAGGAAAAAGACAUGGAAGCUACGUAAAAUUGUGGAUUUGGUUUAUAAUUAGCUAAUAUAAUUGCUUUUCUUGUAAUGUUUUGACCUUUUACUUUAAUACUUCAGUAGUCAGAAAAUACUCAAUUUAUUUAUUAAGGAUCCUAGAUGUUUGAAUUGAUUCACUUUUUCAAACUUUGGUUUCUAAUUUUAAUGGUUUUAAGCAUCUGUUCUUCUCUGUUGUUUAACCCAUUCAAUACGUUACAAUUAUUAUUCAAUGGAAUGUAGUAAAAUUAAGGGACUAAAAUUCCAUUCGACCUGAUUAUUUUUAACUUAAAAUCCCCGCUUUCUGUUUAUCAAACCUUUGUCAUGUAGCAUAUCAAAAUUUAACUAAUUGAGCAAGGAAAAUGUUUUUAUUAUAAAAGAGCGAUAAAAAAUUAUAUAGAGAAAAACUUUAGGGGUAAUAUGUAAAAGUAACAAUGAAAAAAAAAAUAAAUAAUUCUACUCGCCAACCCAUAAAUCAGGUAAGAAUAAUCCAAUCAAGACAAUUUUUUCAACAAAUGAGCCUUGUUAUAUAUCCUUGUUAAGUAUCGGGAAAGUUUUGUUGUAAUAGCUCAAGAAAUUGCCAAAUUAUGAAUUUUUUCUCAACACAAUAGUCUUGAAUAAAUGUUCCAAGAGUUAAUAAUAAAAAUAACUAUUCGGGUCUGUUACACACAUAUUUACACAUAUUUAUAUGGUUUGUAAACUAAUCAGGCCGUCAUUAUGAAUGAAAGGCCUUGAAGCAUCCUUUAGGAUGAAGGUGAGCUUUGGCCUCACAACCAGUGCAAUAAAAGUGUGUGCGUAUCCGUUUAGUCGCAGUAGAGCAAUAGGCACAAGAUCGGUCAUGUUCUUUGUAAUUGAUGAUGUGUUGCGAUUCAUUUGUCUUUUCAAGGCAACAGGUUACUUUCUGACCUAGCUUAUCACAGCCCUUUUUGUUAUUGUAAAUGUGAAUCAUUUCAGGUUUGUCAUAUGUCUUGGUUUCGGUAGUAUGUAGUCUUGCUUCAGUUGACACUAGGUAGUAUGUACACUUGCAUCAGUUGACACUAGGUAGUAUGUUCCCUUGCAUCAGUUGACACUAGGUUGUAUGCUCCCUUGCAUCAGUUGAUACUAGGCUAUAUGUUCCCUUGCAUCAGUUGACACUAGGUAGUAUGUACUCUUGCUUCAGUUGACACUAGGUAGUAUGUACUCUUGCAUCAGUCGACACUAGGUAGUAUGUACUCUUGCUUCAGUUGACACUAGGUAGUAUGUACUCUUGCAUCAGUUGACACUAGGUAGUAUGCACUCUUGCUUCAGUUGACACUAGGUAGUAUGUACUCUUGCAUCAGUCGACACUAGGUAGUAUGUACUCUUGCUUCAGUUGACACUAGGUAGUAUAUACUCUUGCAUCAGUCGACACUAGGUAGUAUGUACUCUUGCUUCAGUUGACACUAGGUAGUAUGUACUCUUGCAUCAGUUGACACUAGUAUUACUUUCUUUUUGGCCUUUUUAUCUCUGAAUGUAACACAAAUGUGUUGUAAAGAUAACGACUUUACCUCCAGUGGAAAGCCAACAAGGUUAAUGUUUAGAGUUCCUGGAUAAUAUUGAUUUUUAGCAAGGAGAUAGUCAAUGAGUUUUCUGGAGGUGUAGUGUCUGUCAGCAAAAAUUUUGUGACCAGUUCCCACAUGUUGAAGCAAAGUAUGAAAAACCUGGACAGCUUGUCCUCCAUCUUUAUCCACUUCUGGGUUGUGUGAAGUAUUUGCACCAGAAAAAGUCAAAAUGUCUACAACAUAAUCAGUGGAGGAAUCGCACAGACCAAAUGUUUUCUUAUGUUGUACUUGCUUACUGGCUUUUUAUUGUUUAAACUGCCACCUACCCUUAUAGACUAUCACCAUUUCAUCUACACUGAGUUCCUGAAAGGGGUAAAAUGCAUUUCUGAACUUAUUCAGGAGUAGGUUAAUAAAAGGUUCAAUUUUAUCUUUGCCUUCGGAUGUUUCAUGGCCACUGUGUCGCAUGGAGUGAUAAAUGUCCUGAAACCUCUGUCUCUUAAAUACAUGGUGUAUCCAAGGGAUGUAGGAUUCAGCCGACAUAGUCCAGUAAUCCACAAGAGCUGGCCUUUUAUACAUGCCCAUUUCAAUCAAAACGGCUAUGAACUUAUCCAGUUCAUGUCUAGAAAUGUCCUUCCAUCGGCUAAAUACAGAGUAUCUAAGUGCAGGUGUGUUAACUUGUACUUUUCUUUUGGCAUAAACAUUUACUGAUUCAACAAUGUAAUCCUUUACGUUAUCAAAUAAUGCAUUGAAGAAUUCAAUAGGAGUAGGGUUUUCAAUAUUUUGUAACGUUGGAAUAACUCCAGAAGUUAAAGUGGGUGAAGUCGAAAAUAGUUUUCAGUUUUGUCUAGUUAUAACUUCUGACCACCCAGACUCUGUAGUCGGAUUAGAGUUAGACCUGUGCAAUGCAUUAUGAGCUAAGCCUAAGCCUGCUGUAACUGUAGAACUAGGUCCAGUUGAUGAACUAGAUGUGAUAUUUUCCUUUCACUUUUCCUUUCCCCAUGCCCAAUUUUGGUCUCCAUGUGGCUGGAAGAAUAUAUUCCUCAUCACUACUAUCAAAAACCAAUCUCUCAUCCAGAUCCGCAUCGUCAUAUUUGUUUUCAUUCAAGUCCCAUCACUCAUCCAAGCUAAUUAAUUGUCUUGCUUCUUCGGCAGUCAUACAUCUAAAUCUCCAGUGAGCAGACCUAAUAUUAGUAUUAGUACCACUUGUCCAAGCCAUUUCAAUCAGCUGUUAGUUUACAUUUUUGGAACUUGAAAAAACUAGCAAAUAAAAAGAUCCAAUGGAAAAUUCACAGCGGAAGUUGAAACUCUUCAGAAUAAAAGUUUGUAAAGCUAUAAUAAAAUAUUUGACUGUAAAAGUUAAAACACUAAAGGAAUGAAACAAACCAAUGAUGACACACUCUGCGGCAAAACGUAUCCAAUGGGUUAAUGUUAUGUGCCUUAUUGUUGUCAGUUUGUUGGGUAUGCCAAACUGCUGCAGUCUCGUAUAGAUAUUUCCUUUUGAUGCUGUCAUAGGCCAUUUUAUAGUCCCUUAGAGUUGAUGUACAGUGAUAUUAUUUUUGGAACAUUUCUCUAAUCAGUAUCUGAUGUUGAAAAUCUGAUCAGUCAUUGAUUGGUUUUGUCUAAAUCCACAUUGGUAGUCACCUAUGAUUUCUUCAGUGUAAGGUUGUAGUCUUUCGACAAUUUUUCUUCUUCAGUAUUCUGUAUGAAACAUUUAAAAAGGAAAUUCCUCUGUAGUUUAUGCAUCGAAGUUUGGAACCUUUCUUGUGUAAUGGGGUGAUUAGUGCUGUUUCCCAUUCUGUUGGAAUUUUAUUUUUUUGCCAAAUCUUCAUCAUAAGUUUAUGUCUCUGUGUCUGGUUAUCUUCCUCCAUAUUUAAUAAUUUCUGCUGUGAUGAGGUCUUCUCCAGGGGCUUUGUGGUUUUUCAUAGAAUUGAUUACUUGUGUAAUUGAUUAUUCUAAAGUUUAGGAGGUUAUUAUUGAGUCUGGUCCUCAACAUUAAUUGGCUGUUCAAGUGAGAUUGUGGUGAUUUAAUUAAUUGGCUCUUGUAAUGAGAUUUUAAUGAUUGAAUUAAAUGGCUGUUGUAAUGAGAUUGAAACUAUUUUAAAAUAUGAAAUUAAAUAGAGGAGAGCAAGCAGGAUGAGGAGAGCAAGCAGGAUGAAGAUGCCAGUGAGAUACAUGGUCACAUGAUGGAGGACGUGGUGGAUGAAGAGAUGUUAAAGAAAAGCAAACAACCCACAGCGCCCUCUGGCAUGAUUCUUCUCUACACCUGGCUCAUUGUGGCCAUUCUCAUUAUUGUGGUCGGCAUCUCCACAUAUCAGGCACGCUGUAAAGGAUUCAAAGUGAGUUAACACCCCUUCUUAGUUAAAAUUAGCUUUUGUUUAAAAUUGUUCAUUUCAAUCCUGAAUAUUUCAACCCAGUUCAUCCCAACUGUGAAAAUGUGAAAAUGUCAAUCUUCUACUCUUAAAAAGAACUUACUGAUUGCUCAACACCAAAGCUGUCAUUGCUUAUGGCAAGACUCUCUUAUCUUUUUUUUUCCUCACUAUUACUAUAAGCAUAUUAUUGCUUUAAAAAAAAAAAAAAUCCUUUUCUUUUUUUAAAAAAAGUUUAGUUAAUGUAAUGGUUUUCACAAAAGACACUUUUUUUGGGUCUAAUUUUAAAACUUUUUUUUUUUCAGCUGCCAUUUUGGAAAAAAUCUGGCCCCUGUAAUGGAGAGGACAAAAAGCGCCUUUUGGAUCAUGAGUUUGUGUAAACAACAUGACUUGAAACAUGCAAGAAAAUGGUGCUUUAUUUUAUAAAUUAAUGAGUUUCAAUUGUUAAACUAUUCUAAAAUGUAAAGACGUUUAUUUAUGGCAAUAAUGUAAACAUGGAAAAACAUUACAAGAUUUCUUUAAAAAUUUUCUAUUUGUUGAAAUGAAGGAAAAGCUCAAGUAGAGAAAAUAAUCUCCUUGAGCUUUGAUCAACUGUAGUUUAACUGCACCAUUUUAUUUGUAUUAUCACAGAUCCAGUGAUAAUUAAUCAAAUUGAUUCAAUUUCAAGUCUACACUACUUAUAGAGCCUUUGCUACUGAAGACAGCUAUGCUAUAACUAUAGAAGUGGUUUAAACAUCUCAUAAUUUGAUACACAACUUAAUUGUUAGUAAAGUCGUUCAGACCUCUCUCAAUUUGAUACAGAACAGUUAAGUAUUUAACGUCUUCUUCUUUGUCUUUCAACUGGAGCCUAGGCCAUUAACUUUUUUCUUUCAACUCCCAGUAGAGCCUAGGCCAUUAACUAUUUCUUUCCUAAUUCUCAAAAUGCUCUUGAUUAAAUCUUCAGCUUGUGUUUCAACGAUUUAUUCCAUUUCCGUAUUAGAUGAAACCUCUACAAAUCAGAAAGGGCAGCUCUAUAAAGUGUGUAGAGCAUUUUAUGUAAAGUGUUAAGAAUCUCCUUUGAUAUUAAAAUGGAACUAUUUAUGAAACCUCAGAGGAAAUUAACACCAGAUGUCCUGAGUCAUGAAUAUGUUUUAUUACAAGUAAAUAUAAACAUCCAUUUUGAUUGUUUGCUGUACUGAAAACAAAAUUGAAACAUUGACCACUCAUUGCUAAUUGUUUUAAAUUGUAUGCAGUUUCCUAACAUUGAUGUUUUAGUGUUGAACUCAGCUUUUCUCAUGUCAUUGUAAACAUGGACCAAAGAAGCAACCCAAUUUGAAGAUUGUAAUGAAAGCAUACAACGGUUGCCAGGAAAUUGAAAACCCUUUAAUUUAAUAUUGAAUGAUUUUAUAACCCGUUGUUUAAACGAAGGCAUCUUGUCAAUACCUUCACAAAAUUUGACUUUAAUAUUGAUGUCAGUUUAGAGGCACCCCAUUGUUUGUAUGUUUUGUGAAGCACCAACAUUUAAAAUUGACCAGCGGACUACAACCUGUUUAGGGAAGUGAUGUAGAGAAAUAAACGUGUGGGUCAUUUUGAAACAAUCUCUAGUGUGUAUUCAAAAGUUCGUGUGUAUAUAAUCUUAGUUUCACAUUGUCAUAUAUUACAUCUAACAUUAUGGAAAUCCUCAUAACUGCUAAAUACAUAAUUUUAAAUAAAAUUAUACCCCACUCCGUACUUGUAUUUUUGCUAUUACAAUGAAACACUUGGGGUGAUGGAAAGAGUAAGGAGGCAUCAAAAACUCUUUAUUAGGAAAUGAAACCUAUCAUCAGAUGUGAAUUUUGAUAAGAAGGCAAUCAUCACAGUACGAGACAAUGUAAAGUCAUUUGAUGAUUUUGUUUCUUUUAUUAUGAUGAAUUUGUUAAUUGUUUGGCAUCUAUAUGACAUCACAUGAAGGUUGUGACAUUUUUUGUAGCCUUGUCAUUUCAUCAAAUUUUCUGACAUCAUAAAAAGUAGACGGAGAUAUUGGGGAGUGGGGGCUCUUGCGCUUGAUAGCGAGGUGAUGGACGAUGGGCUUCAUUUAUCAAUAAAUCAAUUUUUUUUAUUUAAUUAAGUUAUGGAUUUAAUAAACAUCUAUUCUUAGAAGCUGUAUUUCUUAUCUCAUUUCUAUUUUAUAUUUGAUGUACUUUCUAUUAUUCACCCAGGAACAAACUUUAAAAAUAAGUAAAAAGAGAGACAAGGUAAUUAGCCUUAUUUUAAGGUGGUUAUAAUUUUAUUAAUUAGUUGAAAAUCAUUUUUUUUAAAAUGUUGAACUCAUCUUUGUUAAAAAAUAAUCAGAAUAAUAAUAAAUAAGUGUCAUAUUUUAUGUUAAUGCAUUGUAUGGCUGAUAGCAGUAUUCUUUGUUAAGACUGAAUCUCCUUUGUAUGAGACAAUUUAAGUUUUAUAUAUAUUAAUGCACAGUAUUCCAGAAAAGCCAUCUCUAAUCUUUUCACUUAUUCUGUAUUUAUUGAUGGCCUGUUGACACUAUUGUUUCCUGAAUAUUGUAUUGAUUACCACUGCAUAAUAUCCAUUUUUUGUGUGGAGGAACAGAGCCAAGAAACAAUCUUUAAAUAACACAUACAUUACUUGUUGAGCUCGACUGAGCUAUCUCUAAUAUUUGUAAGUAGUACCGAUAACAUAAUGCAAUUCACAGAGAAAAGAGAGUUGCAACCGUUUAAAUAUUUUUUUUCCUGCAGCAAUCUUCAGAGGGUAAUUUCAUAUAGGGUGAUUAGAAAAUUUCUUCUGAUAUAAUUUUAUGAAGUGAUAUACUACAAUCCAUGUAUAUAUACUUUUGUUAUGGCUUUGUGAACUUUUCAAGUAUAUUUUAGUGUACAUCAAAGGUGUGUAAAAUAUUAAAGGGUUUUUUCAUUUUGUAA